Molecule: messenger RNA, 762 nt
Organism: Anisakis simplex (herring worm)
Lineage: Eukaryota; Metazoa; Nematoda; Chromadorea; Rhabditida; Anisakidae
Source: the annotation of a GenBank genome assembly
AUGUCGAAAAGAAAAGUGCUUUUGAUGGGUAAGAGUGGCUCGGGUAAGACAUCGAUGCGCUCGAUAAUAUUCGCGAAUUAUAUCGCUCGUGACACCAGUCGUUUGGGACCGACAAUGGAAGUGGAACAUGCACAUGUCAGGUUUUUGGGAAAUUUGGUGCUUCAUCUGUGGGAUUGUGGUGGACAGGAGGCGUUCAUGGAGAAUUAUUUAGCAUCACAAAAAGAUCAAAUCUUCAAAAAUGUUCAGGUGCUAAUCUACGUAUUCGACGUGGAAAGUCGUGAGUUGGAAAAAGACUAUCGCUACUAUCAGUCUUGUUUGGAAGCGUUACUUCACAAUUCACCAAAUGCGAAAGUUUUUUGCCUCAUUCAUAAAAUGGAUCUUGUCUCGGAGGAACAUCGAGAUCAAGUGAGUAGUGCCAGCAGUAAAUUUCUAUCUUUAAUUCUCCUUUUUUUCUCAGUAUAUUUUCAACGUGACAUAUUAGCGCGUUCACAAAUUGAAGCCGAUAAAUUCAAUCGAACAAACGCUGUAUGCCAAUGCUUCCGUUCGUCAAUUUGGGAUGAAACGUUAUACAAGGUAAUGUUAUUCGAAAAGGCAACGUUUUUAGUGAUAGCACAGGCGCAAAUCACUCAACAUCGUGAUGUGCAUCGUUUUGAGAAAGUUUCAAAUAUUAUCAAACAAUUCAAACUUUCAUGCAGCAAGCUCGGUUCACAGUUCGAGUGUAUGUAUGUGCGUAACAGCAAAUUCGCGGCUUUCAUCGAUAGU